CCUGGGAGCGGGAGCGGGAGCUGUUUGUGUGGUGACGCCGGCGCGCCCCGGACGCAGCCCCGAGGACAGGGGAGGAGACGCGGCCCCACCAUCCCCGGCUCAGCAGUUGUCUGCUAUGAGUCAGCUGGAGUUAAAGAGAAACCAGGUCCUGGAAGCCAGGUUUGUGGCAGAUGAAGAUGUUCUGAAGCACAUUUCUGAUAACGGAGGUGUUAAAGUUCGGAAGGACAGAGCUCAACUUGCGCUCAAUGUAAAGAGAUUUGUGAAGAAACUUGAGAACAUUUCUGAUGAUGAUGAUGAGGCCCAGGAGAUCAUGGAAGAGCAGAACUAUGUGGCUGUUUUGGGGGCAUGUGCUGAAGAUUCCUUGAGAAAUGGCCCCAGUGCAGGUGGUGGUAAAAUUUACUCGUUCCAGACUCCAAAACGUUCUGGCAAGAUGGCAGAGCUGGCCUCUGAACUAGCCCAGACACCAGGGAGGAAUGUAACGUUUGAUUCCUCUGAGUAUCCUGAGAAGCCAGCCUGCACCCCUCAAAGCAGCAAGAAGUACUCUGCUUCGAACAAACCCCAGCUGAAGAGUAAAAAGAAUGAAUUUGUGUCCACAACACCUUACAGACUCAGGAAGAGAUUGACAGCUCCAAGCUUGCGUUCAGACAGCGAGAGUGACUAUUCUGCUUCAUGCUCUGAGGAGGAGGAAGAGGACAAGGACCACAAAGAAACCUGUGAUGUCAUAUUGGGCCAAAAGACCCCAAGUAAAACUAGAGCAGCUCCUCCUUCCAAAAAAACACCAGCUAAGAAACUGAAGGAGGAAAUGACGAGCAACCUGGUAGAAGAAUACUUUGAGGCACACAGUAGUUCCAAAGUUCUAACCUCCGAUCGAACCCUUCAGAAGCUGCAGAAAAGAAAGCUGGAUCAGCAAACGCUGCUUGUCCUCCUGAACAAGGCUCCCUCUGCCUUCACUGCUGAACUGAAGGAACUAAACCAACAGCAUGAAUCCUUGUUUUCCAAAUGGAUGCUGCAGUUACACCUGGGGUUCAGUAUUGUGCUUUAUGGACUGGGCUCAAAGAGAGAUCUGUUGGAGAAGUUUCGUACCUCUCUGCUCCGGGAUUCUGUUCACCUGGUUGUCAAUGGCUUCUUCCCCAGCAUCACUGUGAGAUCAAUUCUGAACUCCAUAACAGAGGAGGUGCUGGAUCAUGUGGGGACUUUCCGCAGCCCUAUGGAUCAGUUAGACUUGAUCAUGAAAAGAUUUAAAGAAGAUUCUUCCUUGGAGCUCUAUCUCCUCAUCCAUAACCUGGACAGCAAGAUGUUGAGAGGAGACAAAAGCCAGCAAAUUCUUGCACAGUUAGCAUCCCUGCCCAACAUCCACCUCAUCGCCUCCAUUGAUCACAUCAAUGCUCCACUCAUGUGGGAUCAGGCAAAACAAAGCCUCUAUAACUGGCUCUGGUAUGAAACAACCACUUUUAGUCCCUACCUGGAAGAAACCUCCUAUGAGAACUCGCUCUUAGUGCAGCAAUCUGGGUCUCUGGCUCUGAGCUCCCUAACGCAUGUCUUGCACAGCCUCACCCCCAAUGCAAGAGGGAUUUUCAGACUGCUGGCCCAGUAUCAUCUGGAGAACAAGGAUAACCCAUCUUACCCAGGACUAUCUUUCCAAGACUUCUACCAGCGGUGUCGGGAGGCCUUUCUUGUGAACAGUGACCUGACUCUUCGGGCUCAGCUGACAGAAUUCAGGGACCACAAGCUCAUCCGGACCAAGCGGGGAACGGAUGGAGUGGAGUAUUUAUUAAUUCCUGUAGACAACGGGACCUUGACUGAUUUCUUAGAAAAAGAGGAUGAAGACAUGUGAAUCCUCUCAAAUCCCAAACCAUCUACACCAACUGCUAUCAAGGGAUGCUGGAGAGGGGUCUGAACUCGGAUCGCUCUCCCUUCGACCAUGGGCUACUGGACCACUUAAUGAAAUGUGACACUUUCCAAGUCUGGUGUUCUAAUUACUUGAGUAGUUCUGGGUAGAGUUUCAUAUGCAAGACAUAUCUUACUCUUGAGUUUAGAUUUGUAUUCUUUUAGUCUUCCAGCUCACGUGAUGCCUUUUUCAUAUCUAUGCAGCCACUUUUACAGACUAGGAAAACUAACUCUUCAGUAAGAUUGUGCCUUCUGCUCAUUACCUCUCUGCAGAGGAAGGUUUGGCUGGAGCAGUUCACUUGAGGAAUGCAAUGACUCCAUGCUCAGAGCUUUAUUUUGUACUAGAGUAGUAAUUUUUCACAGCUCAGUGCUUUCCAGUACUCCCCACAUUGGUCAAGCCGAUGGGCUCCUAGUGUGUGAAGUUGCUGAGAUUUUAGAAUGCCAAGUGAUCUACAUUGAGUAGUCAAGUCAGGUGGAGUGGAAUAAAAGUGGAACAUAAAAAACAAGGGGUUGGAAUGUUGUGGGUAACUUAUUAAACCUUCCCUCUUUGCUGAAAUGUUGACAGUAGAAUAGAGGAGCUUUCCCAAAAUCCGAAUCUUUUUACAAGGGGGAAUCUGUAUUGAAAAUUGUGACUGGGAAGGGCUCUAAAGUGACCUGUAAUGGGAGGGAAGGAAAAACAAUGUGACUUUUUCCUGCUUUAUGGUAUGUACAGAAGGCUAUAAAGUAUUUUUUUAAAAUCAGGGAUGUCCAAGUUGGCUUUCCUGGAGAACUUCUGGAGGUCCUGAAUAGAAGAUAAGUUCAACAAAGAUCACUUUUCUCCAUGGUAUUUUUUAGGUAUUUGCACUACAUUAAAAUUUAUUUUUUUAUGUUCCAACAGUCCGCAUAAGAAUAACGUCCAGUGUUGUUUCACCUGCAUGAUUUAUCUGUUCUAGUCUACCAGUUCUCCAGUAUCUAUAGUGCCUUCUAGGAAAACCAGAGACUCUAUCUGAAUUUCUAAUGUAGAAGAAAAAAUGUGGUUAAUAUGGGAGUGUAAGGGUACUUUGGCACCUUCUCCAUAUAUCAGAAAGAAAGAGGCACAGAUGUAAUUUUUUUUCCUUUGCAGGUCACGUUUAGGCUCUGCAGUUCUAUCACCUACAUAAAACGAUCUGCCAGUCAGACUUCAGGGACACUUGAACUUAUUGCCUAAUCUUGUGGCAAUCCAUCUUAUAAAUGACUGUUUUGAAUGACAGAUUGUUAAAUAAACUUUUAUUCAUGUUCUCUA
Messenger RNA from Trachemys scripta elegans, 3148 nucleotides. It is a transcript of the gene ORC2, whose product is annotated as origin recognition complex subunit 2. The record is from RefSeq and is a predicted model, not a curated record. The transcript is spliced from 17 exons. Gene Ontology annotation, molecular function: DNA replication origin binding. Gene Ontology annotation, biological process: DNA replication. Gene Ontology annotation, cellular component: nuclear origin of replication recognition complex; nucleus. Bases 116 to 1834 code for a protein of 572 amino acids. NCBI's taxonomy places the organism in Eukaryota, Metazoa, Chordata, Testudines, Emydidae.